This is a messenger RNA of Candoia aspera, 1721 nucleotides long. RefSeq names its product TATA-box binding protein (gene TBP). The coding region runs from base 166 to 1071 and encodes 301 amino acids. The transcript has 7 exons. Gene Ontology annotation, biological process: DNA-templated transcription initiation. Gene Ontology annotation, molecular function: RNA polymerase II general transcription initiation factor activity; DNA binding. Lineage: Eukaryota; Metazoa; Chordata; Lepidosauria; Squamata; Candoiidae. The record is from RefSeq and is a predicted model, not a curated record.
AAUCUUUGUUUCCUUGAUGUUUCCCCAAAUAUGUCAAUACAGACUGCAAAGCUAGUUGUUGGGAUGCUUUAAGGAAAGCUGUUUCUUUAAGCCAGAUGUUGUGAAGCUUCAUUUCUGGAUUUAAUUUCUGGAAGUAGUCAUUUGACUGGACACCUGAUUGCUACUAUGGAUCAAAACAACAGUUUACCACCCUACGCUCAGGGCUUAGCAUCCCCACAGAGUGCAAUGACUCCAGGCAUCCCUAUUUUUAGUCCUAUGAUGCCCUACGGCACUGGCCUCACACCCCAGCCUGCUCAGAGUACCAACAGUUUGUCUAUCUUGGAAGAACAACAGAGGCAGCAGCAGCAGCAAGCAGCAGCACAGCAGUCCACGUCGCAACCAGCACAAGGAGCCUCUGGCCAAACCCCACAGCUCUUCCACUCACAGACUCUUACGACUGCUCCUUUACCAGGAACCACGCCUCUCUACACCUCUCCUAUGACCCCUAUGACCCCCAUAACACCUGCCACCCCUGCUUCUGAAAGCUCCGGGAUUGUACCGCAGCUGCAGAAUAUUGUGUCUACAGUAAACCUUGGUUGCAAACUUGACCUAAAAACCAUUGCUCUUCGUGCUCGAAAUGCUGAAUACAAUCCCAAGCGUUUUGCUGCGGUAAUUAUGAGAAUAAGAGAGCCACGUACCACAGCCCUCAUAUUCAGCUCUGGAAAAAUGGUGUGUACUGGAGCUAAAAGUGAGGAGCAGUCCAGGCUGGCUGCGAGAAAGUACGCUAGAGUUGUACAGAAGUUGGGCUUUCCUGCAAAAUUCUUGGAUUUUAAAAUUCAAAAUAUGGUGGGCAGUUGUGAUGUAAAAUUCCCUAUCAGACUUGAGGGAUUGGUUCUUACGCAUCAACAGUUUAGCAGUUAUGAGCCAGAGUUGUUUCCUGGUUUAAUCUACAGAAUGAUCAAACCAAGAAUUGUACUGCUUAUAUUUGUUUCUGGCAAGGUAGUUUUAACUGGUGCAAAAGUCAGAGGUGAAAUUUAUGAAGCAUUUGAAAAUAUUUAUCCUAUUUUAAAAGGAUUCAGAAAAACAACGUAACAGUUCCAUGUGCUUAUUUGUGAAGCUGGAGCACAUUUUAAAAGGUAUUGAUUAUGGCACAGCAGUAAAACACAUCAGGACUUGGAGUAUCUUCCCAGAUAGUGCCUGUUUCCCUGUUUUUCAUGGGAAGGGAAUAUAUCAUUGUGUGUUUGUCUGCACUGAGUUACUGUGCAUUGCUUCACCAUGUUCUCAUUGGAGAAAUAACUGAGCUUAUUUACAUUUCUGGCUCUUAAAAUGGCUAAUUUUAAAAAUCUGAACAGCUUAUGCUGGCAAGUUGGCUAAACUGUAUUACCCAACAUUUAAAACCUUGGGGUUACUUACAGUAUUCUUUCAACCAUGGAUUUUAUAACCAGAAACUUUAAUUUUAUGCUUUUAGACCUACUUCCACAUUCCCUAUAUUUCCAGUGUUCAACAGGACAGAAACUUUGCUAGCAAGACAGAUGGCUGUAUAUAUUUCUCAUUUUGUGAAGCAAUCCUAAAUGUAUAAUUAAGUUUAUGAAACUUGACUAAAUAAUUCGAUAGUAAAACUUGUGAUCUAUCUUUGCUUUUGCCGUUUUAAUGUGCUAACUGCAUGCGUAUAGCUUAAAUAUCUUGAUUUUUAUAAGAUUUUUCUUAACAAUCCAGUAUUAAAGUAAUGUUUUGCCAUUUAA